Molecule: messenger RNA, 3961 nt
Organism: Struthio camelus australis
Lineage: Eukaryota; Metazoa; Chordata; Aves; Struthioniformes; Struthionidae
Source: RefSeq, a predicted model, not a curated record
GGUACGAAGAGCCUGUCACGGAUGUCGUGGCGCCUGGGCCUUUUUUCAUUCUGGUCUUUUCCAAGCUAGGGACUGACUGUUUGCCUGAGAGAAAAAACAGAGUACACAUUACAGAUGUGACAGCUUGACUUUUUGAUAUGGAGAAGAAACAAGUUUCAAAACGUUUAUAUGUUGGAGGGCUUGGCCAUACAGUUUCUAAGGCUGAACUGCAAGAAAGAUUCAGCAAAUUUGGACGUGUUUUAAAUGCAGAGAUUAUCACCAGGAAGGAUGAACAGGGGAACCCUACGAAAACUUUUGCUUACAUCAGUGUCAGCAUUUCUGAAACAGAUCUUAAAAAAUGCAUGUCUGUUUUAAAUAAAACAAAAUGGAAGGGGGGGACGCUACAAAUUGAGUUGGCCAAAGAAAGCUUUUUACACAGACUUGCCAUGGAGAGAGAGGAAGCAAAGCUGCAGAGAGAAAAGCCACAGAGAGAUGACAGAAGAAAUCUAUUAGAAUCACUGAAAAAGGCUGGAGUUGUAGAUUUUCACAUGAAAGCAGUACCAGGUACAGAGGUGCCGGGUCAUAAGAAUUGGGUUGUUGGUAAAUUUGGCAGAGUGUUACCUGUCCUUCAUCUUAAGAGUCAACAAAAAAAUAAAGUUGUGAAAUACGACCCAUCAAAAUACUGCCAUAACCUUAGAAAGCUGGAGCAAGACUUGACAUAUGUAGUUCCUGUAUCCAAGCUCACUUGGCAUUUGGAAGGGAGAGAAGACAGCCUAAGCAAGAAGCGACAAGGGGAGUUCCCUUUAACAAAGAAGCCCCCUAAAAAACUGAGAAAACUGGGCCGUAAGGAUCUGAAUGGAACAGUAGUUCUCCCCUCUGGGUGCCAGUCACAGUCAAAAAAUAUAAGCUCAUCACAGCUAAUUCAAAGAUCAAAAUCCAGAUCCAGUGAGAUGUCUAAAUUACUUCCAUCAAUCAGUAAAACAUCAGGGGGAGAUUUACUAUCACGUAAGAACAAUGUUCCUAGAGUUACAUCUCAGAAUAUAAUGAGUGUUUCUGACAGUAACUCUGAUUCUGAAGAGGAAAUCAGAGCAAUGGUAAAGAAAGAGAUAAGAAUACAGAAAGCUGAAACAAAUGUUGAGACUGAAAGUGACCACUUGGAAAUUGUUGGGGAUGACUUUGAGCUAAAAUACAAUACUCACUGGUCUUUAGACAAUCCGGAUACCAUGAAGAAAGUCAUUAAAGGAAGUAGUAGUGGGGAGAAAGAGUCCGUGAAACGUGACAAUGGUUAUGAUUCAGCAGAUACAGAUGAAAUUAUUGCUGUGAGUAAAACUCCUGAUCUCAGUAGCAGGAAAACUACAAUUUUAGAAGACUCAAAACAGGAAAAAGUGGGAAAAAAAGUUGAUAAAGCAAUAUUAACUAAUAAAAAUUGUGAUUUGGUAAAUGACUCCUCACUGAAAAUGCACAAUUUAAGAGAAGAAAACAAUGAAAGAGAAGGGAAAAACAGAAAACCUAAAAUAGCUGCCUUGCGGAGUACAACAGUUAACAGUACAGAUAAGACACGUGAUGGUGAAAGCUCUUAUUCAGAGUCUGAGGAAGGGGAAUCUGAUACCAGUUCUGUUUAUGAAUCCAUGAUGCAAAACUGCUACCGUCUAGACCUUACAUUAGAUGACUUAAAAGCUUUAGCUGCUGAAAACACUGAGACUUCAGUAGAAGAUGCAGGUAGUACGCAGAGUUCUAGUCAGUGCAGUGUUAAAGAAAAUACUAAGGGCGGUGUCACAUACAACAAAACACGUUCUAAAAUUCCCCCUGCACUUAAAAAAAAAUGUAUCUAUCCUGAUGAUAUAGUUGCUGCCCUUUUAGAGGGGGAGGAGAAUGCUGAUGGAGAAAGCUCCACAGGACAAAAUAAUUCAGGUUUGAGGUAUCAGCCCUUCAAAGGAAUGGGAUCCCUUUGUGAAAAAGAGCUAACUAAGGAGAGCACUGGUUUAAAGAAGAGAUCUGUAGGAAAUUUAGAUUUUGAAGCUUGUUCUUCUUGCUCUGGGAAAGUGUCAUCUGCAUCUAAGAACACUCCAUUGCAUUCCCCUGAAGUCAGCACUGAAAAGAAGCAAAAUAUGGGUUGUGGCCAGCUCAAGGAAUUGUCAGAUGCUGCCAUCUUAGCAGAUGAGAGCGAUCAGCCUAUUUGCAGGCCACACUUGCAAGGAAAGAGCAAAUACAUGAAUUCUCAGCAAGAAGACCAGAAGUCAGCGGGCGGAGAUGCUGUUCCUAGUGCUGAUGAAAGUGAGGAUGAGAGCCGUAACAUGGACAGUAGUGCUCCCAUGUCACAGGAAGCCAUUAAAGGACGGUUGAGAAGUCCAAAAUUGCUUUCAAAGCAACUGAAGAGAGAUGUAAGCAACAAGAAUGGGAAGACAAGUAUUGUGGAAUCUAAGGAGCUUUGUUUUCAUGCUACUGCUUCAAAGGAGCCUGAUACAAAAAAGAAACAGUUGCAGGAUAACCAGAGGAGGCUGGCAGCUUUAGAAGAGAGGCAAAAAGAGAGAGAGUUACAGAAGAAACUCAUUCAAGGAGCUCUCUCAAAUCUGGAUAGCCAGCCAGCAAGCGUGCAUAAGCACAUCAUAUUCAAUUCAGAUGUGGAAAGUGAAGCUGAAGUGGGUGAGAUGUCUGAGAAAGAUGCAAGUUUGGGAAAUAUGCUUGAAAAAAAUAAGGAAUCUGCUCCUAAAACUUCUGGAAGACUGUUUGAAAGCAGUGAGGAUGAACAAGAUGAUACAGAUGAUGAGAGAUUCAAAAUUAAACCCCAGUUUGAAGGCAAAGCGGGUGAAAGACUCUUGCAUUUGCAAUCACGAUUUGGUACAGAUAAAAGAUUUCGCUUGGAUGCUCGAUUCCUUGAAAGUGACAGUGAAGCAGAAGAGACAGAGAUACUGGAGACAGAGGAAGAAGAGCUUGCUGCAGAGAAGAAAAAAAAUCUGCAAAUACUGGGGAACCUCUUGAAUAUCAACCUAGAACACUCUAAGCCAACUAAAACGGCCACAAAUGCUAAGAAAUUCAAAGAUAUUAAUGCCCUUCGCUAUGAUCCUACAAGACAGGACCAUGCAGUUUUUGAAAGAAAACCAAAUGCUACAGAAAAAGAGAGUAAAGCUAAAAGGAAGAGGAAGAGGGAAGAGAGUGAGAAACUACCUGAAGUGUCUAAAGAAAUAUAUUAUGACAUUGCUAUAGAUUUAAAGGAGUUGUUUGGAUCUUCAAAGAGUGAAGCAAAAAAGAGUGAAGUAAUAGCCUGGGACAAAGAUGAUGCAGAGGAGUCCGCUUCAUUGGGACCUAAUGUUGGCAGUAACGUAGCUCAGGAGUCUACUGGUUUCACGUUUUCCUUCUUCAGCGACAUGGAUGAGUCAGCUGUAAAAGAAGAGCCCUAUGAACUUGAAGCAAUAAAACCCGUAAAAGUCGCAUGGCAAGAAGAUCCACGUUUCCAGGACAGCAGCUCUGAGGAUGAUGAAGAGCAGGAGGCAUCAGAAAAUGAGAGAGACAAAGAAAUGUUUUUUUCUUUACCACAGGCAAAAAGUGCUAGAUUUUUCUUUUUCUCCAAAGAUGAUGAAAGAUUAAGAGAGGGUCCUAAAUUAUUCUGUAGAUCAGUAAACCUCAGCGAAGAAAAAGAUAGCUGGGAAAACAGACGUAGAUUGUUGCUUGAGGUGAGUAUUUUAACCUUUGUUACUUCAUAACUGUAGCUGGAAAAGAAAGCUCAGCCUGAGGAGGGAACAAGGCUGCUAAUUUAUUUAAUUUGCAUUAAAAAUGAAUCAAGGCGCUUUAGAAGGGUUAGAAACUUUAUCACUACCAGAGAAUUAUCCAGAUUUUUAAUACUGUAGUGAAUAUAACCUCAUGUUUUGAUGUCCAGCCAGGUAAGUUAUUGAACCUUUGUAGUGCACAGGAGCAAUUGCUUUACUAUAUGAAAGAAACAUAUUUAAAAGACAAACACAUGAUUUAGAAACUUCUCAUAAUAUUG